AUGAUGACUCUGGUGACGACUCGUCGGCCGGUACAACUUAUUAGCAUGAGCAACCAGGCGGGGCGGCGGACGAGCAAGCGUCUCGCCAGUAUAUUGCACAAUGAGGACGCGCAGCGGGGACGAAGCGCUAACCGCCGAACAGCUGUGGCCGACUAUGAACAGGAUGACGACUUUCAGUUUGUGCGGAAGUCGAAGAGGGUUAAGACGGAGAAGGCAGACGAGCCAGAGCCCGUGAAGAAGUCGGGGCGGGGGCGAGGGCGACCAGCCGCAAAGGCACGCGCUACCAAGGAUUCAGCACCAGCCAGUAGCGUGGUCGAGGAAGUGGCAGCGACGGCAACGGCGACGGAAACAGCGAAAACCAAGCCUACGAGGAAAUCCACGAGGCGGAAAGCCAGCGUGGACGCGUCCAACGAGAAGCCGCCACUCAAGAUCCCUCAGAGAGGAACCAGGGGGAGAGCACGAGUUUCAGAGGAAAAGCUGGACGAGGAGGUACCACAGACAAAUGACGCACCGAAGAAACGCGGCCACGAUGCAGAACCACCGAAACGCGCGGUACCAAACUGGGACGAGUUACCACAGCGUGAGGCACCGAUUGCAGCGGCCAAGAUCGCGCUCCCGAUGAGCGACACGCCAGUCAUCAACCGGAACAAGGCGAUGCGAAAGAAGGGCAACGGAAACCGGCAGAGCAGUUUGGGAAUGCGUGGGCGACGAGCGAGCUCCCUCAUCGACAGCGGCCAAACGGCAAUUCCGCAUCAGGAGGUCGACCCGGCUAGUUUCUACAAGCACAUCGAGGCUGAUGGCCUGACAGAGCUGCGAAGAAUGAAGCAGCUUUUAACUUGGUGCGGCGAACGUGCUCUGACUGAGAAGCCGCCUCAUGGGGCGCCUAAUGCCAUUAUUGGUGCUCGCGCGGUUCAGGACCAACUACUCAAGGAUUUCGCAGCCCGAUCCGAGUUCUCGGAUUGGUUCAGCAGAGACGAUGAUGUGCCCAAGGCGCCUGUGGUCCUAAUGCCCAACCCCAGGAACAUUGAGCUUGAUGAGAAGAUUGCACAACUGGAGAUCAAGGUUAAGAGAUUACAAGAAGAAAAGAAGGCUUGGCAAGCGAUUCGGAAACCACCCCCUGAGCAACCGCCUCUCUUCGCCGAGAACGAAACAGACCCCAUUGUCUUGCCAGACUUUGAUCUCCUGGAUCCGGAAGAAGGCAAGAUUAGGGGCUACUUGGCGGACGAGGCGGUCUCAUUCGAGGCUAUUCGAUCGCAAACCGAAUCGCGAUUGCGUGCCAUCCAGUCCUCUCUCGAAUUCCACAUUGACCAGCUCUCCGACAACGUCCACAAGCUCGAGCAACGGGUUCUGGUCGCCGGCAAAGAGGCAGAAAAGGUCCUCAGCUUCAGCGCCCUCCGCCUCCGCCAGCGGAAAGAGCGCGAGAAGACGAGGGCGGGCACCAAGGAAAUGCCCGUCAUGGAAGUGCUGAGAAGUCUGGGCAACAUCCUCCCAGAAGGUCAUCCAAGGGUAGCUACCGAUGUCAUGAUGUCUGGUAACCCAAAGUUGCCGAAGCCGUUAUGUUCGGUGAGCUAA
Messenger RNA from Ilyonectria robusta, 1572 nucleotides. RefSeq names its product Mis12-Mtw1 protein family-domain-containing protein. Gene Ontology annotation, biological process: cell division; mitotic sister chromatid segregation. The coding region runs from base 1 to 1572 and encodes 523 amino acids. Lineage: Eukaryota; Fungi; Ascomycota; Sordariomycetes; Hypocreales; Nectriaceae. The record is from RefSeq and is a predicted model, not a curated record. The transcript has 3 exons. Gene Ontology annotation, cellular component: MIS12/MIND type complex.